Laccaria bicolor S238N-H82 is the source of this 447-nucleotide messenger RNA. RefSeq names its product NADH-cytochrome b5 reductase (gene MCR1-3). The record is from RefSeq and is a predicted model, not a curated record. Lineage: Eukaryota; Fungi; Basidiomycota; Agaricomycetes; Agaricales; Hydnangiaceae. The transcript has 4 exons. Gene Ontology annotation, molecular function: oxidoreductase activity. Bases 1 to 447 code for a protein of 148 amino acids.
AUGCGUCCGUACACCCCUCUGGAAGGGGUCGACGACAACGGCCGUAUGCAUUUUUGGAUAAAAAAGUACGAAAAAGGCGAAGUCGGUCGCUGGCUGCACUCAAAAUCUCCUGGAGAUCAUAUUGAGCUGCGCGGCCCUCUGCAAACAUGGCCCUGGAAGGAAGAUACCUGGGAUGAGGUUGUCAUGAUAUCUGGUGGAACAGGAAUAACGCCAUUCUACCAAUUAUUCCACCACAUCAUCUCCCGGACCAACCUUUCUCCUUCUACUAAGUUCACGCUGAUACAUUCAUCUCGUAACCCCGAGCAACUCCCACCGCCUGCACUUCUUCAGCCCCUUCAGGCCUUUGCUCAAGACAAUCCAGGACGAUUUAAUAUUCAAGGCCAACGCCCAAAUUCCAAGUUGGACGUAUAUCACAACUCGGCCUUGAAAAAUGCUUGGGAGUGGUGA